AUGAAUGACUUAAUUCCUUUAGUUAAUAAACUUCAAGAUGUUUUUAAUACGAUUGGUAGUGAUACUGUAGAUUUACCUCAAAUCAUUGUCGUGGGAUCACAGUCAUCUGGCAAAUCUUCAGUACUAGAGAACAUUGUACAACGAGAUUUUUUACCCCGCGGUAAUGGCAUUGUUACUCGGCGACCUUUAGUUCUUCAACUUGUUAAUAUACAUGCCAAGGAAGAUUCUGAACCUGAAGAAUAUGGAGAAUUUUUGCAUGCUUCAAAUCAAAAGUUUACUGAUUUUGCAGAAAUUAGAAAGGAAAUCGAAGCAGAAACGGCUAGAAUUGCUGGACAAAAUAAGGGAAUUUCAAGAUCCCCCAUGCAACUAAAAAUUUAUUCGCCUAAUGUUCUUAAUUUGACUUUGGUAGAUUUGCCUGGAUUAACAAAGAUUCCAGUUGGUGACCAACCUACUGAUAUUGAAAAUCAAACUAGAAAUUUAAUAUCUGAUUAUAUAUCUAAACCGAAUAGGCACGUUAUAAUUUUGGCUGUUAGUGCAGCUAAUGUCGACUUGGUAAAUUCAGAAAGUCUAAAACUUGCAAAGCAAGUUGACCCAGAAGGAAGACGUACCAUCGGAGUCUUAACAAAGUUAGAUCUUAUGGAUGCUGGUACAAAUGCGUUAGAGAUUCUUACUGGUCGUGUUUUGCCUUUAAAGCUUGGCUUCAUUGGAGUUGUUAAUCGUAGCCAACAAGAUAUUGUGGGUAACAAACCAAUGGUUGAAGCUUUGAAGUCUGAAGCUGAAUUUUUCAAACAUCACCGGGCUUAUCGAAGUAUUGCCUCCCGAUGCGGUACUCCUUUCUUGGCCAAAACGUUGAAUAACAUUCUCAUGAAUCAUAUACGGGAAAGAUUACCGGACAUAAAAACUCGAAUUAACACUCUAAUCGGACAGACUUCACAUGAACUUAUGUCAUAUGGAGAUUCUACACUUGAAGGAAAAUCAAACAGGGGAGCAUUGAUACUAAGGCUUCUUACCAAGUUCGCUAGUGAUUUUGUUUCAUCAAUUGACGGAACUUCAUCAGACAUCUCCACAAAGGAAUUAUGUGGUGGUGCUCGAAUAUAUUACAUUUUCAAUAAUGUUUUUGGCGCAGCACUCGAGUCAAUUAGACCUGGUGGAAAUCUCACAGUUCAAGAUAUUCGAACGGCCAUUCGUAAUUCUACUGGUCCACGACCUUCUUUAUUUGUCCCGGAAAUUGCAUUUGAUCUUUUGGUCAAGCCUCAGAUUCUUUUACUACUGCAACCAAGUUUAAGAUGUGUCGAUCUUGUUUAUGAAGAGUUAAUGAAGAUCUGUCAUGGUUGCGGAAGUGUGGAAUUGAGUCGUUAUCCACGUUUGCAUGCUAAACUUCUUGAGGUUGUUUCAGAUUUACUUCGUGAGCGACUAGCUCCUACUUCCGAGUACGUUGAAAGUUUAAUUAGCAUUCAACAUGCUUACAUAAAUACCAAUCAUCCGGAUUUUAUUGGCGGAGGCGCUGCUAUAUCAGAUCUCGUUCGAAAGAAUGAAAGAAAACGAAGGGAAUUUGAAAAAUUAAACAGAAGGUCAAACAAUUCAAGCGGUGUCUUAAAUGUGAGCGUUCAAUCAAGUGUUGUUAGUAAAGAUGAAAAUGAUGGUCCAUUAGUUUCAGAUAAUUUAAAAGAACCUGGUGGUACUAAAGAUAUUAACCUACAUAAUGGCAUGAAUAAUCCUUCAUCAUGGGCACAGCGCGAGUCAUUUUUAACAUAUUUCUUCGGAAGUGGAAAUAAGACCGAUAGAACGGUUUUACCUGACCAACCAAUAUCUAUUAGAAAUCCUAGAGAUAUUGAAGAGUUAGAACAAAAGUUGGAGCAUAUUUCCUUAGAUGAAGGUGUCAAUCAUCUGACUGAACGUGAAGAAUUGGAGACUCAAUUAAUACGUUCGCUUAUUACAUCUUAUUUCGACCUUGUACGUAAAGCAAUUCAAGAUACUGUACCGAAAGCCAUUAUGCACCAUUUGGUCAAUCGUUCUCGUGAAACGGUUCAAAAUAGAUUGGUUGAAGAAUUAUAUAAAGAGGAAUUGUUUGCUGAUUUGUUACAAGAAGAUGAGAACUUGACUAAUGAGAGGCAAAAAUGUAAGACUAUGCUUGAGGUUUACAGAGAGGCCUUUGAAAUCAUUAACGAGGCCAUGUAA
Molecule: messenger RNA, 2178 nt
Organism: Funneliformis mosseae
Lineage: Eukaryota; Fungi; Glomeromycota; Glomeromycetes; Glomerales; Glomeraceae
Source: the annotation of a GenBank genome assembly